This is a messenger RNA of Zingiber officinale, 1251 nucleotides long. Its product is annotated as protein trichome birefringence-like 8. Gene Ontology annotation, molecular function: O-acetyltransferase activity. The record is from RefSeq and is a predicted model, not a curated record. The transcript is spliced from 4 exons. Gene Ontology annotation, cellular component: Golgi apparatus. NCBI's taxonomy places the organism in Eukaryota, Viridiplantae, Streptophyta, Magnoliopsida, Zingiberales, Zingiberaceae. Bases 1 to 1251 code for a protein of 416 amino acids.
AUGGAGAAGCCGCCGCCUCCCCCACUCUUCUUCUUCUUCUUCAAGAGAUCGGAAACUUCUCCCUGCAUCUUAACCUUGUUCCUCCUCCUUCUCUUCUCCUUCUUCCUCAUCCUCCUCCACUGGCUCACUCCCUUCCAGCCUCUUCUUUUCCUCCGCGUCGCCGGCGGGAGUGCUUAUGGCGAACGACCGCCCUCCGGCGCAGCCUGCGACUAUAGCUCCGGCCGGUGGGUCUGGGACGGGACCCGCCAGGACGAGUGUUAUUCCGAGGACUGUCCCUUCCUCGACCCCGGCUUCCGGUGCCGGCAUAAUGGCCGCCCCGAUUCCGGCUAUCUUUACUGGCGGUGGCAGCCCCAUGGCUGCGAUCUCCCCAAAUUUAACGCGUCGGAGUUGCUGGAGAGGAGCAGGAACGGGAAGAUAAUCUUCGUCGGCGAUUCGAUCGGGCGAAACCAAUGGGAGUCGCUCGUGUGCCUGCUGGCCAAAGCGGCGGUCAACCAAUCGAGCAUCUACGAGAAGUACGGCAGCCCCAUAACGAAGCACAAGGGCUUCCUCUCCAUCGUCUUCCGCGACCACAACCUCACGGUGGAGUACUACCGCGCCCCGUUCCUCGCCGCCGUCGGCCGGCCGCCUCCGGCCUCCCCGAGCCAGGUCCGGAGCGCCAUCCACCUCGACGCGCUCAACUGGCAGUCCAAGCGCUGGGUGGACGCUGACGUGCUGGUCCUCAACACCGGCCAUUGGUGGAACCAAAAGAAGACCACCGGAUCGGGAAUGUAUUUUCAGGUCGGCGGAGGCAUAAACAUGACCAUGGAUGCCCAGGAAGCAUUUCGCCGGACGAUCGAUACGCUGAAGCUAUGGACUUUAAACAAACUGCAAAGGGGUUCUGUUUUCUUCAGGAGCCACUCUCCGAUUCAUUUCAGCAACGGGACGUGGGAUGAGGGAGGGACAUGCUCGGCCUACACGGAGCCGGAAAGGAGUUCCUCUGCGUCCGGGCCGGAGCCAUGGAACAACUGGAUCAUCGGCGAGGCGGUGGAGUGGAUGAAGAGUGGCGGGAAGAAGGCGCAUGUUCUGAACAUUACGCACCUCACGGAGCUCAGAAGGGAUGGCCACCCGUCGAAGCAUCGGGAACCUGGGACGCCGGCGAACUCUCCCGAGGACUGCAGCCACUGGUGCCUGCCGGGAGUUCCGGACACGUGGAAUCAUCUGCUCUAUGCUCAUCUUCUUUCCAUGAAUUACGAUACCAGGAAAAACGUUUGA